Maylandia zebra (zebra mbuna) is the source of this 3709-nucleotide messenger RNA. It is a transcript of the gene gmeb1, whose product is annotated as glucocorticoid modulatory element binding protein 1. Gene Ontology annotation, biological process: regulation of transcription by RNA polymerase II. Gene Ontology annotation, molecular function: RNA polymerase II cis-regulatory region sequence-specific DNA binding. NCBI's taxonomy places the organism in Eukaryota, Metazoa, Chordata, Actinopteri, Cichliformes, Cichlidae. The record is from RefSeq and is a predicted model, not a curated record. Gene Ontology annotation, cellular component: nucleus.
GAGUCACAGUGGUGGUUAAAAACCUGCGGUUUACACGAGAGUGAAAACAGGGCGAGCGCUGUUCAGCAGGAAGUCGAACUAUAGCUACUGAGUGCGCAUGCUCCGCAGCUCUCCUCUAUCUAGGGAUGCGUUUGGCUUCUUAAAACGAUGAACAAACCCCUAGGUAGCUGUUGCACAGAAGUGGCCCCCUCCCUCUAGUCUACUUCAAUGAGUGUGAUGGCGACCACUGAUGAGGUCACUGUACCUAUGGGGGAAGUGGUGAUGGUAAAGGACGACAGUGGUGAAGGUGACCCCGAUGACCCUAAUAAGACUCAGGUCAUCCUCCAGCUCCAGCCAAUCACCACUGGAGACGAGUCUGCUGAAACAGAUGCGGCUGUCAUGGCUGUUGAAUCUCAUUCAGAGCAAACUGAGGGAGACGACGUUGAAAUUGGCUGCCCUAUAACGUGUGGUGACUGUAAAGCUGUGUUGCUAGUGAAAAAGUUUGUGUGCCCAGGAAUCAAUGUGAAAUGUGUGAAGUAUGAAGACCAGUUGAUCAGUCCCAAGCAGUUUGUGCACAUUUCUGGAAAAGCUACUCUGAAAGACUGGAAGAGAGCCAUCAGGAUGGGGGGAGUCAUGCUGAGAAAAAUGAUGGAUUCCGGUCAGCUGGACUUCUACCAGCACAGCACUCUGUGCACUAACACAUGUCGCAGCACCAAGUUUGACCUUUUAAUAAACAACACACGCUUCCCUCCUGAUGGCACCGGACUUACCACACCUACAUCCUCUCAAGUUACAGGUCAGGUGAUCCUGGGUAAUGGUGGGGCAGCUGCAGAAGACCGAGCAAAGGUCCUGAGCGGGAAGUUGGACUGGAGCUCAAGUUCAUCGGAGUCUGCAGACAAAAAGGGAUCAGCUGAGAUCUCUGAGGACACACUGAACUUUUGGAAGGGCAUUGCAGAUGUGGGUUUGUUGGGUGAAGUGGUGACCAACAUCAACACGGAGCUUGUGGAGCUGUUAAACAGCGUGCAGCAGCGCAUGGAUCCGGCCAGCCUACAGGACACAGAUUCCUGUCUGGUAGAGGUGGCCGUGCUCAGUAACCUCGCCCAGGUCUUCGAUCUGCUCGAUGUGGUCAAGAAGAUUGUGGAGAGGAGAAAGCAGCAGACGGAUCCCAGUCAGGAGCAGGUGCUCAGCAUGCUCACCAACCUGGAGGUGCAGCUGGAAGAACAGAAGAAGCAGCAGCAAGUACGAGCUCUUCUCACCUGCCCCCAGCCUGCCAAAAACAAAACUCCCACUAAACGCCCGACCAAGCGGCCUCGACUCCAGAGACCUGCCUCCACCACCACCCUCCUGACCACCCCUAUAAACCAGCAAGCCACUCUGCAGCCUCAGCAGUUCACCGUUCUUUCACCCAUCUCGCUGUCCUCAGUGGGGCAGCCAUUCACCGUGGCAGGCCUACCUAUUGCCUCGCUGUCCCAGUCCUCCAACACAGUCACAUUACUCCCUGCCGGCUCGCAGGUCUUCACCCGCUACAUGGUGGCUGGAGAUGGUAAGACAGAAACCAUCACCCUGCAUCCGUCCUCAGGUUUGACACUGGUUGGCACCACCGCUUUGCAGGACUCCAGCCAACUGGGCACAGUAAUGAGCCCCAUGGAGCUGGUGCAGCUAAGCCAGCAGGCCAGCGGUGCAGAGGUGGUGCCCAUAGAAGGCCAAGUGGUAGACGGCACCAUGCUAGUGCAACAGGAGGUGAUGCAGGGGGAAGUGGAGGGCAGCCAGGAACACACGGUCAUUGAGAUCAAUCCAACUCCUGUGGAGCAGGCAGUGGGAGUGAUGGAGCUCCAGCUGACCGGGGAGUCAGGCAGAGAAGGGGCCACCAUGGUGGUCCAGAGUGGGGUGGAGAUGACCAUGUCGGCAGAGACGGAGGAGGAGACUCAGCACCAGCUGCAGGAGGCACACACUGAAAGGGUUCAGGAGGUGCAACUGGAUGCUAGCGGACACCUGUCGCACGUACAGAUAGUGGUGAUAGGAGAAAACACUCAGGAAGAAAACAAGGUCAAAUAAGACACAACCAUCUUUAUCCAGCACAGCAGGUAUGAACUCAUGGACUGAGCCAUCACGGACUCGACAAACUGUAAAUACACAGGAUUUCCAAAUCCACAAAUUGCCUUGGACUAAAACCAAGCUUUAGGGUAGCCAUUUUUCCUUUUUUGUGUCUUUGUACAUGCUCCGCUAAGCUUGUUCAUUUUUAUUGAAGCAAAGAGGGAUCUGCAAUAUAUGAAAUGCUUAUGUUUGUUUUCCAGUUGAAGGUUCGAGCAUAUAAUGACUUGGCUCUAAAAUUUAUAGUUUUGGCCAUUAUUUCUGUUCUUUUUUUUAUUUUAACCCUGUACUCACCAAAGUAACUGCUACUGAAAUCUGGGAACACUGGGACUGUGACUUCAAAGAAACUUGUACGCUUUAAAAUCCACAAAUUUUUGAUGUGAUAAUUGUGAAGUUAAAGAUAAAUGUAUUUAGAAGCUUAACACACACAGCAAAACAUGACGCCUGCAUGUGUUAGAUGAUGUUGAAGUGAAGCAAAUGCUGUGCGAAAUCCCCGCUUUUACUUUGAUUACAAUGUCUACAUAGAGUUUGGGACAGCACAUACUUUGAUCUUAAAUCGGUGCACAUGUUUUGUUUAUGAGCUGUUCCACACCAUCAGUCCAGUUCACAUCAAACUGUUUCACACAAUGUCUUCAUGUCUCUUUUUUCCCGAUUAACCAGACAGGCACAGUAAAAUAUCCAUCAAACAUUGUUUUUCCUCAGUAAAAAGAAAAGUUAAAUAUUUCAAAUCCUGACAGAUAAGAUAAGAGAAUACUUGGAUGUUUUACUUGAAAAUGACCUGAAUUAUAAAUAUAUUUAUUCAAUUUUCUGCUGAUGGACUGAUGGUCCCUGGGGGUCUAAUAAUAAGGAAAAUAAUGGCCAAAAGUAUACAAAUGGGAUCAUGUCUUUAUGAACUAUAAUUUUACUUCAAGCCUCUGCGAACAACCUGAGGUCAGGAGAAAGCACUGUAACAGUAAAGUCAACAUGGACGGCUUUAGAAAAGGUGCUGAUGAUCAGUCAGAUUGGGCAGCGGCAGUCUGCAAGUCCCUUCUGUUCAUCAGACUCGUUACCAGUAACAGUGUUGGUGUUACCUGAGGCUAGGAGGAAUUGCACUCUGUUUUGCGUGGUAGUUUUGCAAACUGUUUUUGUUUUUGCACUGUGUGACAUCCUCGUGGGACUAUAGGAGGAUGUUGGCAGUGAUGCCUGCUCUCGCUCUCAACACUUCAGAGGAAACAGACUGAACUCCUUACUGGAGCGGUAUCAUUUAUCCACAUACUGUAUUCUCAUCAGUUUCAUGCUGCCUGAUAAAUCUUCUCCACUCUUCAUUUAUUGUGAACACCUGUUGCUUUUUUUCCGUAUCUUGGAUAGUGUGAGCUACUGGACUGAUUGUUCAACUGAGGAUAUAAAAGAACAUAAUAUACUCAAUGUCAGACUUGCCUGUAUUUUACACUUGUCAAGUAGUAUUUUAUUUAUUAGCUUUCAAAACUGAAGUUUAAGGAGCAGAUAUGGGUUCAUUUGAGCUCUUGGUUAAAGCUCACAUCAACAAAAACCUGUUCAUGACUUGUGCUUUUUCCAAUAAUUUAAUUUAAAAAGAUAAGAGUAUUUGCAUACUGACUUUGUAAUGUGUUUUAAUAUCAGAUUAAAACAAACCAAAAAAAGA